Molecule: messenger RNA, 1029 nt
Organism: Penicillium arizonense
Lineage: Eukaryota; Fungi; Ascomycota; Eurotiomycetes; Eurotiales; Aspergillaceae
Product: RNP domain protein
Exons: 1
Coding region: 1-1029 (342 amino acids)
Molecular function (GO): mRNA binding
Source: RefSeq, a predicted model, not a curated record
AUGUCCUUUCCGCCUCCUCCAGGUCUCAAACAGACUCCCUCGUCACUUCCGCCUCGGCCACCUCCAUCUUCCAACGUCGCGCAGCCACCAAGCAAUGGCGGCAAACCUCGCCCAGGCUAUAAUGCGUUCACUGCAUUCCAGCCGCGCACCGUAGCCUCCAGUCAGCCAUAUCGCACGAACAGCCCGGCAGUCUCGGCUCCAGUCGCACCCGCUGCGUAUGCGGCCCCUGCCAGCUACAGUGCCCACUAUCAACAACCACCCCAGGCAUACCAGAGCGGGCCUUCUUACUACGGACAGCCCCAAUACACUGAACCCACAUACGGUCCGACUGUCCCACACAUCCCCAACCCUUUCGGGUCCACACCAACCCCGACCUCGGGGUACCAACGGAAUGGUCGCGAUGCUGCAUUCGACCCCGAGACCGAGGCUCAAAUCGCGCAAUGGCAGAGUGCCUACUCCAACCCCACUGACGACUCUUCCGGUAAACGCCAGGGCGCCCAACUCGGAUCAGGCGUGAAUACAGGUGCUGGAACUCCCACAGUCGGUACUAGUACUCCUGUCCCGCAAACCGAAUCGCAGAAAACAGUUGUUCGAUCGGGUGGUGGAGAAACAUGGACCGAUAAUACUCUUUUAGAAUGGGACCCGGCCCAUUUCCGUCUCUUUGUUGGUAAUCUGGCAGGUGAAGUCACGGACGACUCUCUGCUCAAGGCAUUUGCUCGCUACCCGUCGGUUCAAAAGGCUCGUGUGAUUCGGGAGAAGCGAACCCAGAAGAGCAAGGGAUUCGGAUUUAUCAGCUUCAGCGACGGUGAUGAUUAUUUCAAGGCCGGACGAGAGAUGCAAGGCAAAUAUAUCGGAUCGCACCCAAUCUUGCUGCGUCGAGCCACUACAGAAGUCCGCCCAGCCACAGGUGGCAAGAAUGGAAAGAAAACUGGUGGUGGUAAGAAGGGAGGCCAGGCUGGCGGCAAGGUCAAGCAUGAUGGCGUCAAGAAGUCGGGAAAGACAAAGGGAGGCUUGAAGAUCCUGGGAUAA